CGCGCCGCCCGCGCUCUCGGAAGCGUCCGGAGGAGGGUCUCGGGGUCCGGCUGGUCGCUGCCCGCGGGCCGUCCGAAGACUGGGCUCAUCCGGUGCGACAGCCCUGCCCCGCCCGGGGGGAGGGGCCGGGCCGGCCCGGGACCCAGAGGCCGCCGCCGCGCACCCGGAGAGGCUGCACCGCCGCCCCUCCCGUCCCCUCUCCGGCCUCCCGGGACCCGCAGCGACCCCAGCCCCCCCCCCUCCACCCCCGGGCCCUCCUCUGGACGCCUCCGGGUCCCCCGCGUCGGCCUCCCUGGGUCCCGGCGCCCCGUCCUCCCGCCCACCGCUGCCACCUCGCGCAGGGCUCCCCGGGCCUCUCCCGGCCCCCGACCCCCUGCCCCGGGUCCCCGGAGCCGCCGCGGUCGGGCCCCCCGAGCCCCGCGGACAUGCUCGGGCUGCUGGCGCUGCUGCUCCCGCUGCUGCCGCCGCCCGCGCGCGCCCAGGAGCCCUCCGCGCAGGACGUGAGCCUGGGAGUGGACUGGCUGACCCGCUACGGCUACCUGCCGCCACCCCACCCUGCCCAAGCACAGCUGCAGAGCCCUGCGAAGCUGAGGGAUGCUAUCAAGGUCAUGCAGAGGUUUGCCGGGCUGCCUGAGACAGGCCUCCUGGACCCGGUGACCAUGGCCACCAUGCACAGGCCCCGCUGCUCCCUGCCUGAUGUGCUGGGGGCGGCAGAGCUGGUGAGACGUCGUCGCCGUCGCCGGCGCUACGCCCUGAGCGGCAGCGUGUGGAAGAAGCGAACGCUGACGUGGAGGGUGCACUCCUUCCCCCAGAGCUCGGCACUGAGCCAGGAGAUGGUGAGGACCCUCAUGCACCACGCCUUGACCACCUGGGGCGUCGAGUCAGGCCUCAAAUUCCAGGAGGUGGGCUUUCAGAGCCCAACGGAGCCCGACAUCGUCAUCGACUUUGCCCGGGCGUACCACCAGGACAGUUACCCCUUCGACGGGCAGGGAGGGACCCUAGCCCACGCCUUCUUCCCCGGGGAACACUCCAUCUCUGGGGACACGCACUUCGACGACGAGGAGAUCUGGACUUAUGGGUCAAAAGAUGGUGAGGGGACGGACCUGUUUGCUGUGGCUGUUCAUGAGUUUGGCCACGCCUUGGGCCUGGGCCACUCCUCGGCACCGGACUCAAUCAUGAGGCCCUUUUACCAGGGCCCGGUGGGCGACCCCCACAAGUACCGCCUCUCCCAGGACGACCGGGAAGGCCUACAGCAGCUCUAUGGGAAGGUGCCCCAGACACCUUACGAUAAGCCCACAAGGAAACCCUUGGCUCCUCCUCCCCCACCCCCUGCCCUGCCCCCAGACAGCCCCUCUCUCCCCACCCCUGACCGAUGCGAAGGCAAUUUUGAUGCUAUCGCUAACAUCCGUGGUGAAACCUUUUUCUUCAAAGGCCCCUGGUUCUGGCGCGUUCAACCCUCGGGACAGCUGGUGUCGCCCCGGCCCGCCAGGCUCCACCGCUUCUGGGAGGGGCUGCCCGCCGGGGUGAAGGUCAUCCAGGCCGCCUACGCCCGGCCCCGGGACGGCGGCAUCCUCCUCUUCAGCGGCCCCCAGUUCUGGGUGUUCCAGGAGCGGCAGCUAGAGGGCGCCCCGCGGCCGCUCACGGAGCUGGGGCUGCCGGCCGGAGAGCAGGUGGACGCCGUGUUCUCGUGGCCGCUCAACGGGAAGACCUACCUGAUCCGGGGCGGGCGCUACUGGCGGUACGACGAGGCGGCCGCGCGCCCGGACCCCGGCUACCCCCGCGACCUGAGUCUUUGGGAAGGGGCGCCUCCCGCCCCCGACGAUGUCACCGUCAGCAACGCAGGUGACACCUACUUCUUCAAGGGCGCCUACUACUGGCGCUUUCCCAAGGGCAGCGUCAAGGCGGAGUCCGACUCCCCCCAGCCCAUGGGCCCCAAGUGGCUGGACUGCCCGGCCCCCAGCGCCGACCCACGCGCCCCCAGGCCCCCCAAAGCCACCCGGGAGCCCGGAGCCUGCAAUUGUCAGUGCGAGAUCAAUCAUGCCUCAGGGCGGCCGUCGCUGUCCUUCCUGCUGUCCCUUCUACCCCCGCUGGUGGGGGGCGUCGCCUCCAGCUGAGGGGGACGGUCCCGGGGCGGGGCUCAUGCGGGUGGAGCUUCGCCCUGGGGACGCGGACAAAUGGCUAGCCCUUAGACUGGACGGGCCAUGUGCUCACCCUCGCCGUUCCAGCACCCCCCCCCCCCCCCCCCCCCCCCAGCCCCACCCCCACCCCCACCCCCACCGUUGUCCUGGCUGCGCCACGCGCUGCCGCUACAGGAAGCUCUUUUUCCCCCGGAAGAGCUGGUGCUUCUCAGCAGCCUGUGACUAUAGCCCUGGCCCCACCUGGCAACAGAGGUUCCUCAUAGCGGCUCCUGGCUGUUUGGGGCUUUAGAGGACUGGACUGAUUGGGGCAACUGAACCCCAGCCCCUCUCUCCACCUGCUGCUCCGAAUUUCCCAGAAGAGUCCCACUGUCCUGCUUCUGCAACGUCCCAGGCAAUGCCACGUGGAUGGGGACCCCAGAUCCAGCCCUCAAGUUACCCCCUGAGCACGAGUGUCCCAUAUCCUGGGUGACAUCAGUGCCCCAUGUCCUGGGUGACAUCAGUGGCCACCCAGACGACCCUCCACAACCGAGGCCCCCGUGGACCUCCUUUCUGGUCACCAUCUUGGACCCAGAACAGUCCCGGUUCAACAGAACACCCUCCAAUCCCUAAAAAUCCGCUCAGUCCCUCCACACUGGAGCGUGUACCGCUUCCCUCAGGGAGAACUCUUGGGUUCUCCGCGGCUCGGUGCUGUGAAGACGGUGGACUGAGUUCCCUUUCCAUCCAGGGGUCACUGCUUCCUCAGCACCCCUGGGCGAUGAGUGGGAGGACCACCUCAUUCACCUCCCACUCCUCCCCGAAUUCAGGACCUACAUCAGUGCCUCUGGAACUGCACUUCUGGAAUCUUCCACAUCAGAAUCACCUAGGGAACUUAAAAAUGCGGAUCCCAUGCCCUCACCCUGAAUCACUUGGGGGCUGGGGCCAGGGGUCUGCACUCGAGUAAGCUUGGGGGGGCAGCCCUGAUGGGCGAGGUCCUCUCUGUCUUGUGGUUUUUCUGUGUCUCUGAAGUGUUCUCCCUCCCAGGGACCAACCUUGAGCACAUUCUCUGCAGAAUCAGGUUGAUGGCCAUGCUCGAGUAGGAUCUAUCCCCUUUGGGUGGAGCCGCUUAGGGGCCACUUCCUGGGUUGCCAUCCGCCCACAGUGCUGCCUGGGGCUGAGGCUGCGGGCUGCUGUCCCAGCGUGCAGGGCCCUCGGUCAGGACAAGCUGACCAGUCGGAGGGCAACAGCCAGGUGUCUUCAGCCAGCCCGUGACCUGAGAAUUCCAAGCCACCAGAAAACCCGAAACCCGGGCCUCUGUCAGGAUCCUUUCAAAAUAUGUGGAGGAGGAAACUUAUAUUUUAAAAGCUUAUGAGCCCCGCACAGGAGGACAAUGAAAGUGACCCGAGAGAAAGCCCUUCAUUUCUCCUGAGCACAGAUGGAUCCGGGGACACCAUUAAAAAAAUGAAAAGACCACCCACAAAACGGGAGAAAAUAUUUGCAAAGGACAUAUCUGAUGAGCGGCUCGUAUCCAGAAUAUAUAAAAUACUCUGACAGCUUAAUAAGCAGAAGGUAAAUGACCCAGUUUAAAGACGGGCAAAGGAUCAGAAUGCACAUCCCUCCAAGGACAACGUACAAGUGGCCGACAAGCCCACGAAAAGAUGCUCGACAUCACUAGUCCUAAGGGGAAUGAAAAUCAAAACCACACGGGGAUACUGUUUCACACCCGCCAGGGCUGCGAGAAUCAAAAACAUCAUAGUCGGCGUGGGCGAGGAUGUGGAGAAACGGACCAUCAUGCGCUGCCGCUGGGGAUAGGAAAGGGCGCAGUAGCUUUGGAAAAUCGUCUGGUGGUUCCUCAAAAAGUGGGAAACCUAGUCAGUUACCAUAGGAGCCAACAAUUCCCCUCCUAGGUGUGAACCCAAGAGACCUAAAAACAGACAUCCGCACAGAAACUUGUACAUGGGCGUCCACAGCAGCGUGAUUCGUAAGAGCCAAAAGGCGGAAACAACCCGAAUGUCCAUGGACAGACGCGCGGAUACGGGAAGUGGCACGUUCAUACAGGGGAGCGUUCAUUAGCCCUCGAAAGGACUGACGCGCGGGUUCGCGCUACAACCCCGAGGAAUUGAAAGCCCCGUGCUAAGUGCAAAAGGCGGCCACAAAAGGUCACACAGCGUGACCAUCUCUAUGUGAUUCCGUGUAUAUGAAACAUCCAGACCAGGGAACUCCAGAGACAGUAGAUGCGUGGCUGUCUGGGCGGGGCUUUGGGAUGGGGGGGGGGGUGCUGGCUAGCCUUUUUGAGGUGACGAAAAUGUUCUGAAAUUGGCUGUGACGGGUGCACGGUUCUGUGCGUUGAAUUAUACGCUUCAGCGGGGGA
Herpailurus yagouaroundi (jaguarundi) is the source of this 4485-nucleotide messenger RNA. It is a transcript of the gene MMP25, whose product is annotated as matrix metallopeptidase 25. Gene Ontology annotation, molecular function: metalloendopeptidase activity; zinc ion binding. Gene Ontology annotation, cellular component: plasma membrane; extracellular matrix. The transcript is spliced from 11 exons. Lineage: Eukaryota; Metazoa; Chordata; Mammalia; Carnivora; Felidae. Gene Ontology annotation, biological process: extracellular matrix organization; proteolysis; collagen catabolic process. The coding region runs from base 426 to 2114 and encodes 562 amino acids. The record is from RefSeq and is a predicted model, not a curated record.